AUGUCAGCGAUGGCAUCCGCUGGCGAUGGUGGCGACACAGCGAUGCCGCCUGUUGACUCGUCGACUGCGGGCGAAGCGAGCCCGGCAGAUCCUUGUUUUACAAGUGCGUCAGCACGCCGCUUCGAUCGGCGUCUUGCGACACUAAAGAACCAUCACUUGCACUCUUUGCAUGCGAUCCGGCAUUUCCUCCGCACACACAGCAGCUACGAUGUGCUUCCCGUGUCAUUCCGCCUCGUUGUUUUGGACACACAACUGAGUAUCAAGUCGGCCAUCGACGUCAUGUUCCAGUCAGGUGUAGUCUCUGCGCCACUCUGGCGGUCGACCCUGAACGAGGACACACUGGAUACAUCCAAGCGACCUGGAUUCGCAGGCAUGAUCACUGUGAAUGACAUCAUCCAUCUGAUCCAGUACUAUCAUUACACGGCGGCUAAUUAUGACACAGCCAAACUGGAUGUAGAGACGUUGCGUCUCGAGCGACUCAGAGAAAUUGAGCAUGCACUGAAUGUGCCGCCACCACCGCUCCUGUGGAUUGGGCCAUUGUCGCCGCUGACAGAGGCUGGUGAACUGCUUGUUCGUACGCAUGCACGGCGCUUACCGCUCCUCGACUACAACGAAGAUCUGCGUGUGGAGUCAGUGCUGAGUGUCUUGACGCAGUACCGCUUGCUGAAGUUUAUUGCCAUGAACUGCCGCGAGACAUCUGGCCUCAAGGCCAGCAUCGGCUCUCUAGGGAUUGGCACCUACACGUAUGCACACCAGCUCGAGCGGAAGCAGCGGACUCCGCAUGCUCGGCUGCGUAUGCAAAGCGAGACGCCACCACCACCUGAUGCCGGGCCUUUCUGGCCCCUGCUCACUGCGACGCUUGAUACAACCGUCUUUGAUGUUGUGCACAUGUUCAGCGAUAAUGGCAUCAGUGCCGUGCCGAUCAUCGAUGACGAAGGCGACGUCGUUGACAUCUACGAGUCGGUUGAUGUGAUGACGCUGCUCCGAACAGGUGCCUAUUACCAACUAGAUCUGACCAUCCGCCAGGCGCUGGAGCGCCGCCCCGCAGACUACGCCGGCAUUGUAUGCUGCUCGUCUGAUGACUCACUCGCAAGCAUCUUUACUGUCCUGAAGCAGCGCCGCAUGCACCGAAUGCUUAUCAUCGAUCCUGUAUGUACAGAGAGCGAGCCGCCGACACCUAAUACGUCGACGGAGUCACUCGUCGAGGAAAAUGUCGCGUCGAUUCCGCUGUGUCCUAAGAGCCGUCUUGUUGGCGUGCUCAGUUUGUGUGAUGUGCUGCGUUAUAUCAUCGGCCAGCCGACGCAACCUGUGGAUGUAACACCACUUCCCGGCUCCACAUCCGACGCUCAUUUCCCUCCCUCUAUUUCCCACACGGCCUCGGUCUCUGCCUCUGUCUCUGCCUCUGCCUCUGCCCCUACUUCAUCCACAACUACAUCUAUGACUUCAUCCACUAACACAUCUACGCCCAUGCCAUCGUCAUCGUCUUCCACCACGUCCCCAUCUCCUGACAUGGGGUCUGUUAUGAAAACCGGUACCGACACCGACACCGACGCCGAAUCCGGCGCGAACGCUCAGACUUUUGUCCCUUCAAUGAUGAACAGAUCGCCUAGUGAGAGCUCUGGCUCUAGUGUUGCAACCACGACUUAUGCUGGCCACAUACCCCAAACUACGCCAUUUUCCUAG
Messenger RNA from Malassezia globosa CBS 7966, 1683 nucleotides. RefSeq lists its product as uncharacterized. The record is from RefSeq and is a predicted model, not a curated record. Bases 1 to 1683 code for a protein of 560 amino acids. The transcript has 2 exons. Gene Ontology annotation, biological process: protein phosphorylation; regulation of catalytic activity. Gene Ontology annotation, molecular function: protein kinase binding; AMP binding; protein kinase regulator activity. Gene Ontology annotation, cellular component: nucleotide-activated protein kinase complex; nucleus; cytoplasm. NCBI's taxonomy places the organism in Eukaryota, Fungi, Basidiomycota, Malasseziomycetes, Malasseziales, Malasseziaceae.